UUGACUCUAUUCUCAAAUCCAAAAUUCGAUAGCAUAAUGCACGUCGUUGUAGUUGGCGCAGGCCCAACGGGCAUGGUGUUGAGCAUGGUGUUGGCGAGGGCGGGCAUCAAAGUGACAUUGCUAGAGAAAGAAUCAUCCACAGAUGAAAGACCUCGUGCUGCGCACUUGACGCCCCCGACCAUGAAGCUCUUGGGGCGCGCUGGACUCGCAGAUGACGUGCGUCGCAAAGGCUGGACCCCAAAGAACUUCGCAUGGCGCAAGCUUGACGGGACCGUAAUUACGUCCAUCGAAGAUUUUGCGCAGUCGAAGAAUCCCGAAUCCACGGUCGUCCUACCACUGGGACCGUUGGGUAAAAUCAUUCUCGAGCAUGCUUCCAAAGAAGACAACAUCACGAUCAAGUUCAACCAUUCUGUGGUGGGAGUGAGUCAAGAUGGGGAAUCAGCAUGGGCACUGGUAAGGAAAGAAGACGGGACAGAAUUCAAAGUCGCUGGAGACUACGUGGUUGGCUGUGAUGGGGGAACUAGCUCAGUAAGAAAGUCGCUGUAUGGUCGGAACUUUCCAGGACAGACAUGGGACGAGCGACUGAUCGCAAGCAACGUCAUCUAUCCCGUUGAGAAAUACGGUUGGGACGACCUCAACACAAUCAUCCAUCCAUCCGAGCGCUCACUCAUUGCGAAAAUCACCCAAGACGGUCUAUGGCGCGUUUCCUACAUCGAAGACAAGAACUUGACCUACGAACAGGCGCGCAACAAUGUGGCUAAUCGCUACGCGACUCUCCUACCAGGGAACCCCAAACCGGAGGACUUCACUCUGGUGGACUUCAGUUUCUACAGUCAGCAUCAACGUUGCGCCGAAAAGCUUCGCGUUGGUCGCGUGUUGCUUGCAGCUGAUGCCGCACAUCUCUGCAAUCCUUGGGGAGGUAUGGGGUUAACUGGGGGCUUUGCGGAUGUGACUGGGCUGGCGGAGUGUCUCGAGGGAAUUCAUGCAGGGAAGGCUGACGAAAGCAUUCUGGAUAAGUAUGAUGAGGUCAGGAGGGAUAUCUUCCAUAAAGUGAUCUCGCCUAUUUCCACGGCGAAUUAUCUCCGUGUCGCUGCACAUCCGGAUAAAGUCGAUGUGUUGGCGGAGGAUCCGUUUUUGAAAAUGGUCCAAGCCGCGAAAGGCGAUCGUGAGAUCAAGGAGAAGCUAGAUCAGGGUGUAUAUGCAGUUUUGCAUGACUUCACACAGUACUACAAUGUUAAAGCUUAA
Molecule: messenger RNA, 1245 nt
Organism: Periconia digitata
Lineage: Eukaryota; Fungi; Ascomycota; Dothideomycetes; Pleosporales; Periconiaceae
Source: the annotation of a GenBank genome assembly